This is a messenger RNA of Cygnus olor (mute swan), 7107 nucleotides long. RefSeq names its product phosphatidylinositol specific phospholipase C X domain containing 2 (gene PLCXD2). Gene Ontology annotation, molecular function: phosphoric diester hydrolase activity. Gene Ontology annotation, biological process: lipid metabolic process. NCBI's taxonomy places the organism in Eukaryota, Metazoa, Chordata, Aves, Anseriformes, Anatidae. The record is from RefSeq and is a predicted model, not a curated record. The transcript is spliced from 4 exons. The coding region runs from base 427 to 1368 and encodes 313 amino acids.
GGGUCCCCCGCGGUGGGGCUGCCGGACGGGCCGGGGGGUGCCGGCUGCUCGGUGCCGCCGGGUUGACUUGGCGUCCCGCGGCGGGGUUGACCUGGCCUCCCAGGCGGCAGUGGGUGCUGGAUCUCCCGACCCUCUGCUGGGUUUUCUUUCUCCCCUGGGGCUCGGGUUUGAGCAUUCCGGCCUUGUGUAGGAGGGCGGUGUGUGGAAAUGCUGGUUUUAUUUCUCGUCCAUUUAAUACUUGCUCCAUCUGGGAAGGGGGUUGCCCAAUCUGGUAUCUGGAGUUGCUUGUCUGCCUGAAGUUAACUGUUGUUCCCAAGUAGCUUGCAGCUGGUGCUUGCAGGUGUAGCAGGUAAAACAGUAGAAAUCCACUAGAUCUACCUACUAGGAACUACCUAGAAACUUGCUGGUUCCUUCAUGUGUUGACCCAUGUUGCAGAGAUUGAGCAGAAGACAUGGCAAAGCCACCUAUAUGUUCCCACUGCGCCUUAGUGAAGGUUUUGCAGGGUCACAUGAUUCUUUCAGCUACUGGGUAGAUGAGAAAUCUCCUGUGGGACCAGACCAAGCCACAGCCAUCAAACGCUUGGCCAAAAUUUCUUUGGUUAAAAAGAUUAUGAAGAAAUGGUCAGUGACUCAGAAUCUGACUUUCAAAGAGCAGCUGGAAGGUGGGAUCCGCUACUUCGAUCUUCGCGUAUCUUCCAAACCUGGGGAAAUAGGCCAUGAGAUCUACUUCAUACAUGGUUUGUUUGGCAUCAAAGUGGGGGAUGGACUGAUGGAGAUUAACACCUUUCUUGACCAGCACCCCAAGGAAGUCAUCUUCUUGGAUUUCAACCACUUCUAUGCCAUGGAUGAUGGCCAUCACUUCUUCUUGAUCAACAGGAUCCGCUCAGCAUUUGGAUCCAAACUUUGUUCCGUUGAGUGUGUAGAAUAUGUGACGUUACAGUACAUGUGGGAGAAGAAGCAUCAGGUUCUUAUUUUCUACCACUACCCUUUGUGUCGGGAAUUUCCCUUUCUAUGGCCAGGGAAUAAAAUGCCAGCACCAUGGGCUAAUACAACCAAUGUGCACAAACUCCUACAGUUCCUGGAGACCACUCUUGAAGAACGAAGUCGUUAUGGGACUUUCCACGUUUCUCAAGCAAUUCUUACUCCUCGAGUGAAAACUAUUGCACGACAUCUAAUCCGUGGUCUGAAGAACACACUUGUUCAUAGGAACCUGCCCAUGAUUUUGAAUUGGGUGAAAGCACAGAAGCCAGGUGUUAUGGGUGUGAACAUAAUUACAUCAGACUUUGUGGAGCUGGUUGACUUUGCUGCUACAGUUAUUGCAUUAAAUGACCUUCUUCUAGAAGAGGAUGAAUCUACAUCUAAAUCCUGAUGUGUCCCACUUGUACUCCUCAGUGAACAUCUUUGAGCUAUGCUAAACAUUUUAAGUGAAACCUACUGUAAUCUUGAUUUCAAACAAAGUUUUGUAGAGGAGUUGUGGUUAAAAAUCAUACACAGAAGGUUUGCUUCUCUCGGGGGGUGUGUGGAUCUGAGUGGAACACAGAGUACUGUCUGAGUGCUGCUGCAUGGCUUUUUGUGGCUACAUGUUUGACUAAGGUAUGCACACAUCUGCUGCAGUACAGAGUGUUGUUUCCCUGCCAACAAGAGGCUGGCCUCUGAAGCAGAUGUACCCAAUUAUUGUAUGUGUCUCCCUGGUGACUAGACUCACCGUGUCUUCCUGUAUGCAUCCUGCUUAUUUCUCAACUCAAGGACUCAAACUGAGGAUCCUUGCCGAUCCUUUUGUAGCAGUUUUACCAGGGCAGCCAAGACCUUUUCGUUCUUUGGCCACCUCAGGCAUAGCUGGUCUCAGCUGGAUGCUGCUGUUGUAUUCAUUACACUGUUUUAGACACUACCUCUGAUUGACUUGGAGGAAAAAAGACAUGAUAUUGUUGUUCAGGGGGAAGUUGUUUUACACUGUGAAUAUCCUCACUGUCCUUUGGGCCUGAGAUACAAAGGCUUGGCAUAUACUUUCUCUUUGGGCUCCAAACUCUCCUUCUGGACAUCUUUAUUUUAUUUUUAAACAUGGUUGCGUUGAAGUAUUAAUGUGUAUCUCUUCUGGUAUUAAUUUGGAAAUCUGGAUGAUAUUCAGACCUCAGAUUGUGAGGAUCAUAACUCAGUCUGAAUUCAUGUUGUGAGACAUACCUUAAGCUUUUCUUUCAUUUGCUGGUCACUUAUUUCAUCCAUCAAGAUCUGUGGGGAAAGCUUCUCACCCAGAUGCUCCUUAUGUGGACAGAUGUGGCCAUGUGGGAGUUUGCUUGGUACUCAAAAAAUCAGAACUGAUAGGGGACUGCUCAAAACCUAAAUAAUGAAUCUGAUUUUGGCCACAUACAGUGAAUUCCUAAAUCGGACCCAAAUGUUAUGUUUGCAGUCAGAACCCACACAGCUACAGGGGAGGAAUUUCCCCAGCCUUUGACCACUUGAAAGAAAGUAAGCAGUACUCACGUGGGCGAGCAGGCAUCAGCUAACUCUUUGUGUAGUCAUACUCAGUUUUGUGUUGAUUCACAACAAAACAUAACCACAUGCUUGAGCCAAUGCAGUCAUAUGUUGGUACUUCUGAGCACUUAAUUGACCAGCUGAUAGCAGCCCUACAGUCUGCUUAUAUUGGAUUUAAAAGAAAAAGUGAUCAGCUAACAGAUACUUCUUGAUCAUCUUCAUAAAGCAACUGUUGGUGUGAUAAUUGUUCAGUGGUUAUUAACUUGUAUUAAUCUUUGAGCUAUUUGUAAGAGAAUGGAUCAUCAUUAGGGAUGGUUUAUUCAAAAGAGAAACAAUUCUCUGGAUUUAUUACUUGUUAUCCUAUCCUGUGUCUGCCAUCGUGGUAUGACAGCACAAAAAUCCAAAACCAUUUUGCUUGUUUGUCACAACUCUGAGCUCAGGACAAGUUUACCUAAAGGUUUGCAAACCUUUAGAUAAACCUUGGCCAAGUUCUGAGCAGACUGAGCUGAUUUAUCUGUUUGGUGCAGGGUUUUCAUGAGUUCUUCACAUUUCUUUUAAACAGCAUACUUUUUUUUUUCUGGGGAGGGUGGAAAGGGGUCUGUCUGUCAGUCUUUCUCCUUUCCUCCUGUGUUUCAGCAAGAGGGGACAAGUCAUGCAAAGCAGUUUUUGGGAAGUCAAGAUCUACUUUCUAAUGUAGAACUUGGAAACACUAGCAGAGGAUUUGGAUUGUACCAUGUUGAUUAAGCUGUUGGAACUUGGUUUGACCAGUGCUGUUUUGUUUGCAAAAUUAACACACCUGUUUUUUCCAUAGCUGGAUCUUGUUCAUGUACUUCUUGCAUGGCCAAAACUGGAACUCCAUAAUAGUAUUAAAUGUACAGGUAGGGUUUCAGUGGUCUUUUAGCUACAGAUUGUCCUAGAGCUCAGACCUCAGAGCAACUUGCAUUGAAUGCCUCUGAGGCAGAAAUAAUGUAUUUUCAAAGUUUCCUGCAGGACAAGAUGAGAAGAUGAAAUAUGUAUGAUGUUUGCAUCUGACCCUGAAUAUAUUUUGUACUGUAUAUAUCUACCUCAAAAGAGAUCUAUUCAGGCUUAACAAAUAUUUAUAUUGUGUGUGCAGAAUGACUGUGUUGUCAGUCCUUCUGUUCUAUUUGUUUGAGUAGAGAUGUGGUGAUUGUAACUCAGGGCUUUGGUUAGGUAUUUUUGAGUAUGAACUCAAGUUUCUUGAACUCAAAUUUCCUUUAGAUAUUUGCUGCUCGCUCUUGCCUCUUGAAAUAGGACAAAGGAGUGCUAGGUGCUGAGAGUAUUAGCAGAAGGACAAGAAAUGGAACUUAGCUUUAGGAUUAAUGGAGUAGGAGGAAGAACAGGUCUGUGAGUUUGGCCCAUCCAAAGAGAUUCCUGUGUUGGUGGAGAGCAGUGCUUGGUGUUCUGCCUCUCUGAGGAACCUGACAGUCUCAGCAGCAAAGAGGGCAAUUGGCAGGUAUGGUUGCUUGCUACAGGAUAUCUCCUGCAGAUACUCUGGGUGAUGUUAAUGCAGAUGUUUAGAUUUGAUUUUAGGGUAGUUUAAAACUGUCUGAAGUAACAUGAACUGCCUUUCUCCUGUUACACAGCAUGGCCCACAACAAAGCUGCUCGUAUAAUGGGCUUGUAUUUCUCUGGCACGGCCCCACGACACAUCCAGAUUCCCUCCCACUUUGUGAAACUGAGCUCAUCUUGGAUCUGGGCUUGGAGCUAUGACCUCUUAUUAGUUGUAUAAUGCUGGAAAAUAAGAAGGUGAGCUGGGCAGGAAGUGAGGAUCAGGGAAGGGCAGUGGGUUUGCAUCCAGUACCCACGUUCAAGGUGUGGGACAGCGGUGUGGAGCGGGGAUGGCAGUGGGCACGGCUCAUUCUGAGUGACUUGGCUGGGAGUGUGGCCUCUGAGUGAGCUGCAGCUGGCUCACACGGAACAGCUAGCAGCCCACAUGGUCGUGUGCCUGCAAGUUCGAGGAAAAUGAAGACAGGCACUAAUGCAGGAGAAGGCUAAGGGUUCCGUGUGGCUGAUGCAGACCUUUGUCUGUUGCAUAUCAUCUUAGUCUUGCUUGUGUCUUCCUAAAGUAGUAGAAGUCACUUGUAAAUAGUUUUGGUGAAAAACCCUCCCAGGAGAAUUGUUCUGAGGUCUUUCUGUAGAUAAUGGGAGAGGAAAAGCGGGUAAACUAAUAGCUACUUGAAGCAAAAUACUUGAAAUGUGUGUUCUUGAAUAAUUAUUUGUAUUCAUAUGGUUUGUUAUUACAGAUUCAGUUUACUUAUAUGCUGUUUGACUGUCACUUCUCUUCCUAAUGUGCAGUUGCUGAAUGCUGAGCUCACUGGUGCUGUUGCUGUUUUCCUGGCGUGCCUGAGGCACAGCAGACCUCAGUACAUAUCCUGAUGGGGAGCAGCAGGGAGGAGAGUGUUAGGAAGUGUAUGUGACCUGAUGUCUUACAGUGUGUUUGUAGGUGAAAACGAAGAGGAGUUGUAAAUAGGUUUUGCGGACUAUCUCUUAGCUCUUUUUUUGGGAAGCUACAGUCCUAUUAUAUUUAACAGUUGUGGAGCUGGGAAUUGUAACCUCUCUUUUGGUGAACAAAACACAAAUUCCUGCUGUCCCAAGUUUCACAAGAGCUGAAGGGCUACCAGCUUGCAGGUGCUUUGCUGUGGUGGUGAGAAUCCCACUGGACACAGUGCUAGCAAGGCACCUUUCGAGGUGCUGUGGUCAGUGACAUAUGUCAGACUGGGAGUGUUUGGAACAGAAAUGCUGAUUAUGAAAGGGCAAAGAAAAUGGUAUCUUUGCUUUGUUUUCUGCUGUGCUAAUACUGAAAUAAUUUGAUGGAGUUGAGGAGGUACCUGUGUUGUAAAGAUGAUGAAGCUUUUAGAGCAGGGAUUUUGGUUCAGAAUAGGGCAUUGUCCAAGAUGCUUAUCUAUUCUGAUCUCUUGAGUGUUUAGAAAUAUUUUCGUUGUGUACCUGUCUCAGGUGUCAGAGUUCAUUCUUGUAUAAUAAUAGGUCUGCCUUUGGAGCUUUACAGGACAUGGCUGUUUUGGUUUAAAAUAGAUUACGCACGCAAGUCAGUUGACAGAGCGUGUGACUUGAGGAUUACUUGAAUAUUUAAUAUUUAUUACAGAGUUCAUAUGCACUUUCAGUAAGACUUUUAGCAUAUCCCCAAUAAGCUCUUCUAUCAGAACUACUUAGAACAAAACUUCAGGCAAAUUUUUCAGUGGUUGCUUUGAGCACAGAGGAAUUGUCUAAUGUGGAGACCAGAACUAACCCAAAACUUGAUUCAAAAUUCAACCCAUGUCAAGGUGUAGUCCUUUUAGCAGUGAAAAAGAAGAUUUUUGCUUUCCUGGGUGUCUGAAAGAAAUUAAGCUCUACCACUUCUUCAGGUUAUGUCCAGUAGCCAGAGCAUAUACUGAAGAAACAGUGGAGAUCUGCAGGGUGCUGAUGCUUGUAAGAGUCCCAGUUCAGUUUGCUUUGUGGUAGAAGUCCACAGUAUUUGAACAGGCCUGUGUUUACUAGUUAAUUGACAAAGAGCUGCUUUUAAAAAGAAAGUUAUGAUUAGACCCAGAGAAAUGUGCACUCAAGCAUUUUGUCAAAGCACACAAAUCUUGCUCAAUUGAAAUGUUUGCAAACUCAGGUCGGUGUUGCUUGAAUAAAGACUUGAAAAGCUCUACUGAAGUAGUGGAAUGCUGCUCCUGCCAUCACUGGGAGGCUUAUGUGCUGUGCAGGGCUUGCACCUUUCCCAAGGCAAAGGAAGAGGUGGUGGUCAGAGACCUUGCCUACGACCCCUGUGCAGCAGAGCACGCUGAUGAGCUUUGUUUUGGCUCAGGCUCGUAGAAGAGCCUGAGCACGUGCUGAAGAGUAAAUUUUAUGCUAACAGCAUGUAUGUUGGGCUAAUGGCGGUAAGAGCAUAGUGAUCUACUUGUCAUGAGUAAAUGUGUGAUAAUCCUAUUAGUCCUUUGGUUUAGAUUGUUUUUAAAUGUAAGGAACCGAUUUAACGCAGUCAGUCCCACUGAAUAUGUCAGUCUCAUUGAAGAAUUGUGUGCAUGUGUAUGCAUAUUUAUUUCUCUUCAAGGCUUUAAUCCCGUAAAGAAGCUUUAAGUCUUUUUUGUAGGGCCUGGAAUAGGAAUGUUAACUUAAUUGCUGAAUCUAAUAUUUUGUGUUUCUGAACACUUGUGUAUUUUGUGUUGUUCAUUGAUACAGUGCUGCUCAUAUCCUUUGUAAACCUGUGAUAAUUUCCUGCCUGUGUCUCUUAAAUUGAACUGCAAUGUAUUCUUAAAAAAAAAAGUAAACUCUAUAUCAAAAUAAUUUUGAUGGUUCUUUAAUUUUGCUCAAUGUCAAAUGUAUCUUGCAAAUGGUUUUUUAGUUGUGUGUAUACCUUUGAAGGGGGGCGGAGGGAGCCAGGUGAAGAAGAGUUACUUGUUAAUUUAUAUUUCAUGUAGUCUCUUCUUUCUUUUGGCCAUCCAUGCUUUGCCCAUCUGUACAAUUCAGUGUUGUGAUACCAGGAUGCCUCAUUUGAACUGCAGACAAAUGUGGAUUUGACAUCUGUUUCCUUCUACUUUACUCUGCAUCUGUAUCAUUGGGGUUUUUAAUCCUGAAAAUGAAAAAAACUAAUGUGAGAAAAAUCAUUCUGUUGUGUUCUG